This is a messenger RNA of Cryphonectria parasitica EP155, 7533 nucleotides long. RefSeq lists its product as uncharacterized. Gene Ontology annotation, molecular function: 3-oxoacyl-[acyl-carrier-protein] synthase activity; fatty acid synthase activity; phosphopantetheine binding. Gene Ontology annotation, biological process: secondary metabolite biosynthetic process; fatty acid biosynthetic process. The transcript is spliced from 4 exons. The record is from RefSeq and is a predicted model, not a curated record. Lineage: Eukaryota; Fungi; Ascomycota; Sordariomycetes; Diaporthales; Cryphonectriaceae. Bases 1 to 7533 code for a protein of 2510 amino acids.
AUGCCUUAUCCACGGCCACUACUGGAGCCUAUUGCGCUCGUUGGAAGCAGUUGUCGUUUUGCAGGCAACAUCAAAUCCCCCCAUGAACUCUGGAAACAGCAUUCGAAGCCUGAAGACCUAUCUCGCCCGGUUCCUCCGAGCAGGUUCUCCAGCACAGCAUUCUUCCAUGAAGACGGUGAAUAUCAUGGCACUACAAACUCGGUCAAGGCCUACUGGUUGGAGCAAGACCACCGCUUGUUCGAUGCCCAGUUCUUCAAUAUUACUCCCAAGGAGGCCGAGGCCAUUGAUCCACAGCAGCGCUUGCUUUUGGAAGUGGUCUAUGAGUCGCUCGAGUCAGCCGGGUACACUCUUCAGCAAUACGCAGGGCAGCCAGUUGCUGUGUUUGCCGGAGUGAUGACAGACGAUUACCACACGCUCUCUUCCCGGGACGAUCUCAACGCCUCCCAGUAUGCUGCCACCGGGAACGCCAGAUCCAACAUCGCCAACCGCGUCUCGUACUUCUUCGACUUCCAUGGACCAUCCAUGACAAUUGACACAGCGUGCUCCGCAAGCCUCGUCGCUUUGCACCAGGCUGUACAGUCUCUUCGGUCCGGAGAGACCACAAUGGCUUGUGUUGCUGGAGUCAAUUUGAUGCUUACCCCGGAACAAUUCAUUGCCGAGUCAAACCUGCAUAUGCUCAGUCCGACUGGGCAUUCCCGCAUGUGGGACGCAAAGGCUGACGGUUACGCACGUGGAGAGGGUGUUGUAUCCGUUCUCAUCAAGACCUUGAGCCGAGCUCUAGCCGAUGGCGACAAUAUACAGGCGAUAAUACGAGAGACAGGCGUCAACUCGGACGGAAGAACAAAAGGCAUAACCAUGCCGAAUCCUCAUGCACAGACUGCUCUCAUCAAAGAAACCUACCGCAAAUCCGGUCUCGACACCACCGAUCCCGAGCACAGACCGCAGUUUUUCGAAGCUCACGGGACAGGCACACCUGUUGGAGACCCCCUUGAGGCUCGCGCCAUCUACGAUGCCUUCUUUAGUGGAAGCGAGGACAAGAAUAGCAGCAAACUACCCGCAUCCAGCGAGCAGAAACUGCUGGUUGGUUCCGUCAAGACAAUCAUCGGCCAUACCGAGGGUGCUGCUGGUUUGGCAGGGCUGCUCAAGGUGGUGCAGUGCCUGAAGGCUGGAUCUAUUCUUCCCAACUUGCACCUGGAAUCGCUGAGUCCAACAGUGAUGCCCUUUUCUGAUCGCCUUCACGUCCCCACCGCGUCAGCGGAGUGGCCAGCUCCAGCUUCAGGGCAUCCUCGCAGAGCCUCUGUCAACUCUUUUGGGUUUGGGGGUACGAAUGCACAUGCAAUCAUUGAGGUUUAUAACCCGGACAUUCACAAUACUGUUGCACACUCAUUCAAUCCAGAGUUGUCGGAGCGGCUUUCCAAUGCGUCAUCCUCGGUCGCCAUCGCUGGGACUGGAAGCAACAUGGACUCGGAUAUGACGCUACCCUUGCUCUUCUCUGCUGCCAGUGAGAAAUCGCUUCGUGGUAUGCUGCAUGAUUACAGAGCAUUCAUCCUCAAUAAUAGUAAUAUCGGGCAUAAAGAGCUUGCGUGGCAUCUCUAUUGCAGCCGCACUGUACACAACUACCGUGUGGCCAUCACUGCAGGAGAUCUUGCUCAAGGCGCUGCUGCCAUGGACUCUGUUGCUAUUCUUCAGAAGCAAUUGCACCCUCAGCCCAGGAUACUUGGUAUUUUUACAGGACAAGGGGCCCAAUACGCUGGUAUGUCCAAGGGGCUAUACAGAGUCAGCUCAGUCUAUCGCAACACAAUCCAGUGUUUGGAUACCAUCCUUCAGACCUGCGCCGAUCCACCUGCUUGGUCUAUCGCGGCACAACUCAUGAUAAGCAAGGAGGAUUCCCAAAUUCACACGGCUGCCAUUUCUCAACCGCUCUGCACUGCCCUGCAGAUCGGACUCGUCGACUUCCUGAAGAGUAUUGGCAUCUCCUUUGCCUGUGUGGUUGGCCACUCUUCAGGAGAGAUUGCAGCAGCGUAUGCGGCUGGCCGGAUCACGCAGCGACAAGCGAUGCUGAUUUCCUACUACCGUGGCCGGUACACACACCUAGCUGCAGGCAAGGAUGGUCAGAAGGGCGGUAUGCUCGCUUGCGGUCUCUCUCGCCAACAAGCAGAGGAGUUUUGUUCACAGGCUGUGUAUAAGGACAGAAUCUGUGUAGCAGCCAGCAACUCACAAACCUUGACCACGUUAGCGGGCGAUUCCGACGCGAUACUGGCCGCGUCCAGUGAUUUGAAGGAACAAAACACUUUUGCAAGAGUGCUCAACGUCGACACUGCAUACCACUCAUUCCACAUGAACAAGCCUGUGGAGGAAUACUGCGAAGCUCUUAAGGAUUGUCACUUCGAGAUCUACCCUCCCUGCCCGGCAAGCAACCAGACUCAGUGGAUCUCCAGUGUCCAUGGUUCACUCAAGGAAGUAAAGGCUGAAGAUUUAGCGGUUAGUUACUGGGGCAACAACAUGACCUGCCCAGUGCUGUUCCAGGAUGCUUUGGCUGCAGCACUCAGAGAGUGUGGACCUUUCAACGCUGCCAUCGAGGUUGGCCCACAUCCAGCGCUGAAACUACCAGCCACUGAGACCAUGAAAGAGGUUCUUGGGACAUCGAUGCCGUACAUGUUUGUACUCAGCAGAGUCAAGGAAGACCGCCUGACCGUGGCUGAAUUCAUUGGGCAGAUGUGGGCCGAUUUUGGCCCCUCCUCUGUAGACAUAGGGAGAUUUGUUUCGGACUCGGCUUGCCCAUCACUGGUCGAUUCUCGCAUCCUGGAUGCGCCGUCCUACUCAUGGGACCAUUCUCAGAUUCACUGGAGAGAAUCCCGACCAUCUGAGCAGUAUCACUUCCGCAAACAUUCACCACACGAGCUCCUAGGAGUCCGCACUAUGGACGACACCCAGUUCGACUUGCGGUGGCGGAACAUUCUAAAGAUGGACAAACUCCCCUGGCUCAAGGGUCACAAGUUUCAAGGACAGGCCCUGCUACCUGCAUCAGCAUACUGCGUCAUGGCCCUGGACGCGGCUCGAGCUGUCCUGGAAGGCUACAGGACGACCAUAGUCGAACUGCAGGACUUGGAGUUUCUCAACGGAAUCACUCUAGAGCCUGAUUCCUUGGGUGUGGAGACCCUCUUCAGCCUCUCCAUGCUGCCACCUGAGAAAGGCGGAUCUGGUCAGCCUCAGAAACUUGAAGGCCACUUCAAGCUCACAUCUACCCCGGUCAGGUCAUUCGACAUGAAGCCCAUGAAAUUGAAUUUCCAGGGCAAGUUGCAUGUUCUGCUUGAAGAGACGCCUGUACACUCUUUGCCACGUCGCCAGGAGAAAUCUCGAGCAGAGACGCUGCCGGUGAAGAUCGACAACUUCUACCAGAUGAUGGAGGGUCUUGGCUUGGAAUACACCGGCCCGUUCAAAGCUUUGAGAUCCAUCGACAGACGGCUGAACUAUGCCGCUGCCACGCUUGACAGCCGCCACCCUUCAGACAGCACGAGACUGUCGGUCAGCCCCGCGACUCUGGAUGCCUGUUUCCAUACAGCAUUUGCAACCUUCUCAUCCCCUGGAGACAGGGCGCUCUGGACGUCGUUCCUCCCAACCAACAUCGAAAAGAUUCGAUUCAGCCUGGACAGUGACGCACUGGUCAUGACAGGUGCCACCGAUCUACUAUCCGUGGACUCGCAUCUGACAAGCUUCAAGCCAUACUCCAGAGAGUGUGCUGCAACUAUCACGGCUGACAUGGAAAUCUUCAAUCAGCUGGGAGAGAUGCAAAUCCAGAUCGAGGGCCUGGUUGUAUCCUCAUUCGCAUCCACCAAGCCUGAGGAUGAUUACGAGUUGUAUCUCCACACCGUCCUGGAGCUGGACCCCGAGGACGAAAUUGUUCACUCGACGACUAGUGACCUUGGCUUCGACCCAUCGCUUGCAGAGAGCUGUAUGCGAGUCGCGCAGCACUACACGUACAAAUCUCGGUUCACCGCGUCGCUCGAUACGCCACCUGCUUCGCCGAAGAUGUCGGCUUCCCCUGGACCAGAUACCAUGACAGCGUCAACCACGGCAGGCCAGUCAUUUUCAAAUGAGGAAGAUGUACAGGAUUUCAUUCGCACUUCGCCGUACUUUUUCACUCUGGACUACAUCCGCAACGUCAGCGUGAAUCGUCCAGAAGCAGUUUUCAGCACCAUGAAAAAGAUGAUUGAGGAGGCACAAGAGACGCUGCGUUUCCAGAAACACCUCAAGCGGGUUGUUCGGCAAGUAGCUCAUCGUUACCCAAGAAUGAACGUCCUGGGCGUUACAGAUCCUCAAUACGGCUUCACGGAGCCUAUUUUGAAGGGGCUCGGAGACGUCUAUAGGACAUACACCAUUGGCGGCAAGGCGGAGGACAACUUGUACGACCGCAUGCCUUCCAUUAAGGGCAGCAGGAAGGUCCGUCAGGAGUUCGUUGCCUUGAAUCCUGAGCACUUGGAUGAAACUCCAGCAGCUCAUCGUUAUGACAUGGUCAUUUGGUCCGUCUCAACCCCGGGAAAUCAUGGCUCUGAUCCCAGGUCCCCGUGGGAAACAAUCCGAGGAAUGAUCAAGGACGGGGGCUUCCUGCUUUUGAUCAAUUUGCCCCUCGAACAACCCACAAACACACUUCUUGAGACUAGCAUCCUUGACGAGGAUUCGUCGGAGGUUCUUCCAGCAACCCCACCAGACCGUUCCAGCUCAGAAGAAGCCUGCAAGUUCUUUACGCGUCCUCGUAACUCGGAGUUCUCUACUCGUCUUGGGAUGUCACUCAGCGUUCUUCAAGCCACCGUCUCCUCCUACAAUAACAGCACCAACAACGACCAGAUGAGGAGUCCUCUGGCUUGGAGGGCGGACGAGCUGGCGACCCAGCAUUUAUUGAUCAUCGGAGGUGAGAACCAGGCAAUUCAAGGCAUUGCAACAGAAGUAGAGCAAUGUCUUGGUGGCUACUGCAACUCGAUAUCCACAGCGGCUAGGCUAGAUGAUGUUACGCCCGAGGUUGCAGCCAACUGUACAGGCAUCAUCUUUCUGACCGACCUGGAAGACGCCAUCUGCUCUUCAAUGUCAGAGAAAUGGCUGGACGCGUUGAGAUCGUUGGUGCGUCCAGAGAUGGUCAUUCUAUGGGUCACCAGAAAUGCGCGCGAGGACCCAGAGCGAGCUGCAUCCCUGGGCCUGACCCGGACUCUGAAGGCCGAGACACCAGAUCUCUUACUGCAGGUGCUUGACCUGGAUACUCUUGAUGAUUCUGGAAAGCUAAUCUCAGAGACAUUCUGUCGCCUGGGUUUCUGGGCUCAAUCUUCCCAGCGCAAGGAACCCGACUCGAUCGUUUGGUCCAACGAGCCUGAGAUACACAUGCAGAACGGCAGGCGUUUCAUACCACGCGUGCUUCCUUUUAGGCCAGCAAUUGAUCGCCUCAACGCAUAUCGCAGAUCCGUCACCACGACAGUCAACACGCUCGAGUCUUGCAUUGUCAUGGAGCCGAAUCAAGAUAGGCCGGGAUCGAUACGGUACAAAGCCCUGGAUGUCGGACACACUUUGGCACCGACUGGCUCAGUCCUUACAUAUGCCGAGUACAGUUCCGUACGAUCCUUUGCGAUUGGUGAACAUGGACCAAUGCAUCUCUGUGUUGGGAGAACUGUCGACGACAGCAACCUCGUGAUGGGUCUUACGAGCAGUCUCGCUUCGAUCGUCGACAUAGACGCCUCUUUGUGCAGGGAAAUUUCCAUGCUCAACGUUGACUUGUCACGCAUGACCGUUGUCCUCUCCACGGUCUUGGCUGCUCUCCAAAUAGUCAUGGAUGCCACCAAACCCUGUCUCGUUCUGAUCGAACCGCCACCGCUUCUUCAGCAAGCUGUACACAUUCUGGCAUCGGAGGGUUACGGCGGAAAAGGACUCCACAUGCAUCCAUGGUCUCGACAGCACAAGUCAACGCUCGAGCAGGCUCCAGUGAAGGACACUCUCGUUACUCAUGUUCACCCACUGGCUGGUGUCAAGGAGGUUCGCCGUGCACUGCCCAAGUGUGGUGAAUGUGUACAAGCGCCUGAAUGUGCCGUAUUCGAUUUUCUGCCAGAAGAAGACCAACUCUCGAGGACAUUGACCACUUUAGGCGGUCAAGUUGAAUACCAUACUGUCUCAAGGGCCAAUUUACACUUGGACAUGUCUUCUCACCUCGUCAACGCCACAGAGGACAAGUUGCUAGUUGCCAUCUGGGAAAUGGCCACGAAUCUUGCCUUCAGGCUAAUGUCGGAAGACUCCAGCCAGAUGCCAUCCUCGUCUUUCAUCACGCCGGCUCAUCUCCUCGAGCCAGCUGUACCCACGCCACAGUCCGCGUUGGUCGAUUGGAAGUCACAACGUGACAUUGAGCUGCCUGUCGCGCCACUUGUGCAGACCGUGUCACUCCGCAGCGACCGAACCUACAUCCUGUUUGGUCUCACUCGGGAUCUUGGCCAGAGCAUCUGCAGACUCUUCCUUGAACACGGCGCACGCCACAUCAUUGUUGCCAGCCGGAACCCCGACAUGAACCCUGCCUGGGUGACGGAGCUGAACGAAGAAGAGGGCGCCCACGUUCGCACGGCGCGCUGCGAUAUCACCGUCCUGGAGGAUGUCCGCGCACUGGCGGCGACCACAGGCGGCACCAACGAGACGCCCACCGUCGGAGGCAUCGUGAAUGGCGCCAUGGUGUUGGACGACCGGGUCUUUGCGCAGAUGGACAUGGACACAUGGAACCGUGUUAUGCGGCCUAAAACAGUGGGCUCUCGGAACCUCGACCUGGUGUUUGAUUCGGCAGACCUGGAAUUCUUCAUCAUGACCUCGUCCUUUGCGGCCAUCGGCGGUCACGCGGGCCAGUCCAACUAUGCGGCGGCCAACAUGUUCAUGAACGGCCUGGCGGUCAGCCGGCGUCGAAGAAACCUGGCAGCCUCGGUGCUGAACAUUGGAGUGAUUUAUGGUCUUGGCCUGCUUGCUCGUGAGAGGCAGCAGAUCUACGGCGGGCUGGAGCGCGACGGAUACCCGCCCAUUUCGGAGCGUGACAUCCAUCACAUGUUCAUCGAGGCCAUUGACGCUGGUCGUCCAUUCAUCGACCUGACUACCGGCCUGGCACGCUACCGGAUCAACGACGCAAAUCCUCAGCACUGGCACCGUGAUCUGCGCUUCAGUCACUAUACACUCCCUGAAGAUGGAGGCGACGACGGCGAGGGCGGUGUCGCGGCCCAACAGGGCGAUGGCCAGCAGAAGCAAGUCAAGGACCUGAUCCGAGACGCAGAGACUUUGGAGGCUGCGACGGACUACCUCGUGGCAUCGUUCUGCCGCCGGAUGGAGAUUACCCUGCAGCUCCCUGCCAACAGCGCCCAUGCGGGAAAUAGCAUCACGGAAAUGGGUGUCGACUCUCUUGCCGCGGUCGAGAUCCGGAAUUGGUUCUACAAGACCGUCGGUACUGAUGUCCCGGUCAUGAAGAUUCUGAGCGCGUCGAGUAUUCUCAGCUUGUGUCAUGAGAUAGCCCAGAAGAUCAAGUCUUGA